AUGAAAGCGUGACUUUUAACACCGGCGAUUAGGUGUUUUGUAGGACAUUUUAAUACCAUUCUCUUGGAUAAAUUUAGUGUAUAUCUGCUGGGUUAAAACAUAACCCUCCCUCUUUUUUAUUGUCAUGGUGCAGCCAUCACAAGCGGGCUGACAUCACUCUGUCUUCUUGCUACUGUAAUGUUGCUGCACUAUGGUUCGUCUACAGCUCAGGCUGACUAUGAGGAAAAAGCUUGGAAGAUAAACAGAUAUUAAAGAUACAUGUUGGAGCCUUUGGGACAUUAAACAGAAUGAUUUCGGGGAGGUAUUUAUUCACUGCUGGCCUCCAGUGCUGCAGAUGUAGAGUCAGCUGGCAUGUUAAAAGACAUUACAGCUUUCUUCCAGAUGAUGUCAAAUCACUGCGAGCUGUGGCCAACCCGGAUAUAUCCAAGAUCCGAAACAUCGGCAUUAUGGCCCACAUCGACGCAGGAAAGACAACAACCACAGAAAGGAUGCUUUAUUACUCAGGAUAUACGAGAGCACUAGGAGAUGUGGACGACGGGGAUACAGUCACAGAUUUUAUGGCUCAAGAGAGGGAGCGUGGCAUCACCAUACAGUCGGCAGCAGUCACAUUUGAUUGGAAAACUCAUAGAAUAAACCUCAUAGACACACCAGGACAUGUUGACUUCACUCUGGAGGUAGAGCGUGCUCUGCGUGUUCUUGACGGGGCUGUUGCAGUGAUCGAUGCUUCUGCCGGUGUUGAGGCUCAGACUCUGACCGUGUGGAGACAAGCGGAGAAGCACCAUGUUCCCUGUGUUUGUUUCUUGAAUAAGAUGGAUAAGCCUGCAGCAAACUUAAGUUUUUCCCUUGACAGCAUAAGGCAGAAGUUAAAAGCCAAUCCAGUUCUCCUGCAGAUUCCUGUCGGCAGUGGCAAAAACUUCUCAGGUGUGGUUGACUUGUUAACCAACCAGAAGCUGAUAUGGAACCUAAAAUCUUUGAGAGAUGAUGAUGGACGAAUGUUUGAGAGCAAACCUCUCGACCAGUCGGACGAGCCAGAGCUGCUGCAGCAGGUCAAUGAGGCGAGGACAGCUUUAAUAGAGCAGGUUGCUGAUCUAGAUGAUGAGUUUGCUGAAGUGUUGCUGACUGAUUAUAGUGACAAUUUCGAUGCUGUGCCCUCCAGCAAACUGCAGGAGGCUGUGCGGCGGGUGACUCUGGCCCGUAAAGGUGUCCCGGUGCUCUGUGGGAGCUCUCUGAGAAACAGAGGUGUUCAGCCUCUUCUAGAUGCCAUCACCGCCUACCUGCCUGCCCCCAAUGAACGACACCAUGACCUAGUGCGGUGGUACAAGGACGACUUAUGUGCUCUGGCCUUCAAAGUUGUCCAUGACAAGCAGCGUGGCCCGCUGGUAUUUCUCAGGAUUUACUCUGGUACUCUGAAACCACAGACUGCUGUCCACAACAUCAACAGGAACAGCAUUGAGAGGAUGAGCAGGCUGCUGGUGCCGUUUGCUGAUCAGCAUGUAGAAAUCCCCUCGAUGACGGCGGGAAACAUCGCUCUGACUGUUGGGCUGAAGCAGACAGUCACAGGAGACACCAUCGUUUCCUCAAAGGCUUCAGCAGCAGCUGCGGCCCGCAGAGCCCACAGUGAUGGCGCAGAAGCAGGAAAGAAGCAUGGGGAACGUGCCAGUGUGGUUCUGUCAGGGGUGGAGGUCCCUGAUCCCGUUUUCUUCUGCACCAUAGAACCGCCCACUAUGGCCAAACAGGCUGAUCUUGAGAAUGCAUUGAACUGCCUUCAGAGAGAAGACCCCAGCCUUAAAGUCAGGGUCGACCCUGACUCUGGCCAGACCAUUUUGUGUGGGAUGGGAGAGCUGCACAUCGAGAUCAUCCAUGAUCGGAUCAGAAGAGAGUAUGGCAUUGAGACUCACCUUGGGCCGCUGCAGGUGGCUUACAGGGAGUCCAUUCUCCGUGAGGUCUCUACUACAGAUAUGCUGGACCGUACUGUUGGGGAGAGACGACAUGUUGUGCAGGUGCAGCUGGCUGUCGCACCUCUGGACAUCUCUGCUGGUGGUUCAUGUGAAGUAGCUUUCACAGAGCAACUGAGGGAUCAGCUAUCACCAGAAAUAAAAGAGGCGGUGGAGAAUGGAGUGCACAGCUCAUAUCAUCAAGGUCCAUUGUUAGGAUAUCCUCUACAGGGUGUAUCUACACUGAUCCAAAGUGUCAACAUGGAACCAGGAACAUCUCCCGCCAUGGUGUCUGCCUGCGUGUCCCGCUGCAUGCUUAAGGCCCUGAGGCUAGCAGAGGGUCAGGUCCUGGAGCCAGUGAUGUCCCUGGAGGUGACUGUGGAGGAGGAACGCCUCAGCUCUGUGCUAGGGGACUUGGCCCAAAGACGAGGAACCGUCCGAGACAUCCAGAGUCGUCACGACAACAAGGUGCUACUAGCAACUGUGCCCCUAGCUGAGAUGAUGGGCUAUUCCACCAUCCUGCGAACACUAACAUCCGGCAGUGCCACCUUCUCCCUGGAGCUGGACACCUAUGAGCAUAUGAGCCCUCAGGACCAGAGCACCCUCCUUAAAAGAAUGGCUGGGCUGCUGUGAUCCCCCGUUCUUAAUGAUGGCCUUGUGAAGAGCGGCAUGGCUAGGGCCCAAACAGACUUUUUAAGGACUUAAAGUAAAUAUGAGACUAAGUAAGUAAAAUGCUGUUUAUUGUGUGAAUACCCACUGCAGGGAAGAGGACAAUAGUGUACCAUGUUCUAAGCAAGAUGCA
This is a messenger RNA of Epinephelus fuscoguttatus (brown-marbled grouper), 2736 nucleotides long. It is a transcript of the gene gfm2, whose product is annotated as GTP dependent ribosome recycling factor mitochondrial 2. The transcript has 20 exons. Bases 288 to 2567 code for a protein of 759 amino acids. Gene Ontology annotation, biological process: mitochondrial translation; ribosome disassembly. Gene Ontology annotation, cellular component: mitochondrion. Lineage: Eukaryota; Metazoa; Chordata; Actinopteri; Perciformes; Serranidae. Gene Ontology annotation, molecular function: GTP binding; GTPase activity; translation elongation factor activity. The record is from RefSeq and is a predicted model, not a curated record.